This is a messenger RNA of Oreochromis niloticus (Nile tilapia), 1744 nucleotides long. Its product is annotated as class I histocompatibility antigen, F10 alpha chain. The record is from RefSeq and is a predicted model, not a curated record. Gene Ontology annotation, cellular component: external side of plasma membrane. Gene Ontology annotation, biological process: immune response. NCBI's taxonomy places the organism in Eukaryota, Metazoa, Chordata, Actinopteri, Cichliformes, Cichlidae.
CCACAUAGAUAAUAAGAUAUUAGCUGUUAGAUUAUCGAGAGGUCACCAUGAAACUGUUUAUUUUUCUGUUUCUCCUGGAAAUACACGACACGGUGGGAUCGACUCACUCUCUGAGAUAUUUCUACUCUUCUUCCUCUGGAGUCUCAAACUUUCCAGAGUUUGUAGCUGUUGGUUUGGUUGAUGAUGUUCAGAUGAUUCACUAUGACAGCAACACACAGAAAGCAGAGUUUAAGCAGCAGUGGAUGGAGAAAGCUGCAGAAGAUGAUCCAGAGUAUUUGUCCCGCCAGACUAACAGGCUCAUGAACACCCAGCAGGUCUUUAAAGGCAACAUCGACAUUUUGAAGCAGCGAUUCAACCAAACUGGAGGUGUUCACAUUAACCAGCUGAUGUACGUCUGUGAAUGGGACGAUGAAACGGCUGAAGCUUACGAAUCAUCAGAGACAUGGAUCGCUCCAGUAACGCAGGCUGUAAUCACCAAACUCGAGUGGGACAGUGACAGAUCUCUUUCAGGUGAUCUGAGGAACUAUCACACCCAGCUUUGUCCUGAGUGGCUGAAGAAGUACGUGAACUAUGGGAGGAGCUCUCUGAUGAGGACAGGUGUGCAUGUUUAUCAGGAGAUGUACGGCUGUGAAUGGGAUACUGAAACAAAUAAUGUGACCGGCUAUGAUCAGCUGGGUUACAAUGGCGAGGACUUUUUGGCGUUUGACCUUAAGACAGAGACGUGGAUCGCUCCAAAGCAGCAGGCAGUCAUCGCUAAACAGAAGUGUGACUCUGACAGAGCUCUCAGCCAGACAGAAGAAUUCACUCACAUUUGUCCCGAGUGGCUGAAGAAGUAUCUGAACUAUUCAGGGAGCUCUCUGAGGAGAACAGUUCUUCCCUCAGUCUCUCUCCUCCAGAAGUCUUCCUCCUCUCCAAUCACCUGCCACGCUACAGGUUUCUAUCCUGACAAAGCCAAACUGUUGUGGAGGAAAGAUGGGAAAGAGCUUCGUGAGGGUGUGAACAGAGGCGAGAUCCUGCCCAACAAUGAUGGGACCCUCCAGAUUUCUGCUGAUCUGGAUCUUUCAUCAGUCAAACCUGAGGACUGGAGGAGCUACGAUUGGUUUCAGCUCUGUGGUGUGAAUAAGGACAUCAUCACCAGACUGGACAGAGCAGUGAUCAGAACCAACGAAGGAAAUUCCCUCUUCAUGAUCAUCCCCAUGAUUCUUGCUCUGGGUGUUCUUGCUGUCAUCACUGUGAUUGGAUUCAUUAUCUACAAAAAGGAGACAGACAAACGACCUCCAUCUCCUGUAGAAAACCGUGAGGUCCAAGAGAAAAUGAUUCCUUGUGAAGCCUAAAUGACAGACAUCACUGCUCACAGUGAGUUCAUACAUUAAAUGGACUUUUUCCUGGGUAGUGUAACAGCCUUCCAAUGUAUCGGAGGUCAAGGUUCAUCAACGUGGGGUCAGCUGGCUGCCUGACUACACUGAAUGAACAGAUUUUUCCAUUAAUACAUUUUGUCUUCCCUGAUGACACGGACAAGAUCCUGAUGCCAGGAGUCAUCAGGCUCAAGUUGCUAUUGAAGUGGUUCAUGAAACAUCAUUUUCAACAUGUGCAUUUCACUGAAAUAAAUAUAUGAAACAGUAUAAGCUUAAUGAAGUGAAUGCAUGUCAGCAUCAAAGUUAAAGGCAGUUCAGUGAAACAUUAGUGUGACUUUUGUUGGCCAGAAACUGUAAAGCUUUCAUAAAAUGUGUUCCGGUUCUCCCCC